Messenger RNA from Coccidioides immitis RS, 965 nucleotides. Its product is annotated as stress response RCI peptide. The record is from RefSeq and is a predicted model, not a curated record. Gene Ontology annotation, cellular component: membrane. The transcript is spliced from 3 exons. Bases 59 to 439 code for a protein of 126 amino acids. NCBI's taxonomy places the organism in Eukaryota, Fungi, Ascomycota, Eurotiomycetes, Onygenales, Onygenaceae.
GCAAUUAUCAGUUUCUGAAACCUCAGCUUCCAUUUAUCUCUCUAGGACGGAGACCAAAAUGUCUGAAACGUGCGCUGCUGUGAUCCUGAUCGUCGUGACCUUGUUCUUACCGCCUCUCGGAGUGUUUUUUAUCAGCGGCUGCUCGGCAGACUUUUUGAUCAAUAUUCUUCUGACAUUGCUCGGCUACUUCCCAGGGCAUAUACACGCCUUUUACUGUGAAUAUGUCUACUACGACCGGCGCGCGAGAGGCCACGAAGGUCGUUCUGUUACCAGGCCAGCUCCCGGGAUAUUCUCAAGACGAAUCCAGAACGGAGGCGUCGUUACGAGGGAAUACAUAUUUCCUCCCCCUCCAACUGCUCCGGCUAUGGGAAGUUACCCUAAUACGCCAGUGCAGAAUAAAGUUCGGCAGAACGCAAAUGCGUCGACGGAGAGAGGUUAGAAUUUCGACUCGAGAGGAUUCCUAUGUAGAACGGAAUUCCACGCCCGUGAUUUGCUCUACUAGUUACCUAUUUAUUCUCCUACUCUGGUUCGCUUCGUACAUGUCUCGAUUCACGCUGAACACGAUCGUGUGGCGAUGAGAUCCCGCGUCACUGAGCUGAGAGGUUCGAUUAUGCUGCGCUUCUGACUACUUUCUCCUCGCAGAAUAUGCCGCUAUCGUUAUGUGUAUGUCCUCGCGACGAGAUCCCUACAACUGACGACAUUAUUGAUAUAUCUCACUUGAGCCUCGUGGAGGGCUCGAUGGACAUUUAUUCGAGCCAGUUAUUCGUGCACCUAAAUUUCUUCCAUGCUUGAGCGGCUGUGUGGGCGAACACGGUAUCCGGAGCGCCGUGGUAAACUUCAGUUCUAUCUCGUGUAGUCCCUUCCAAUGUGUGCCGGGUUUUGUAAGUACAGUAUACAGAGCCUUGAAAGGUCUUGACCCAUUACUGCGAAUGUGAGUCCUUUGAAAACGAUGAAAAUUUUCGAAA